AUGCUCCGUCACGACGGUCGGCUCACCAAGAUUUGCACAAUGCACCCCGAGCUCGUGCCGCCAGCCGCUGAGCCUAUGGAGCUCUGUCCACCAGCUGCCCACACAGGGACCUUCGGGAAGGUGGACGCCGACGCCGGCGCAUAUCUGCCAGCACGCGUGGCGGAAGGGCUCAGCGCGGGCGCGGUCGCAGUGGGUGGCAGCGUAGAGAGCUCGGUGAAGGAGCACAGGGGCUCGCGCUGGUUUUGGAAGACGGCGAUGUAUGAGGUCGUCAUCCAUCUGGCCUCCAAAGACAUGUCGACUCUACUCUCCUUGAACCACGAUGUCUUCUCAGUCAUCCUCUCCUGCAUCACCGCCAAUGACGCUCUCCAUCUCGCCUUCACCUGUACCGCCGCAUACCCCCUCGCCAUGGCACGCGCUCUCGAAAAUACUGUCUUGGGCAAGGACAAAGAAUUGACGACACGUCGCAUCUCCCGCUUCCGAAGGUACAUGGUCGAACGAGAUCCGCGUAUGUCUAUGCCUCCUCGCGCCGAAUAUCUUCAAACCCUCGCCGUACGUCGCAUCGGGAACCGCGAGAGAGCCAUCGAUCACGUCGCCGAAGUCCUGCACCUCACGCGGAGGCUCCAAACGCUCACACUCUCGCACUCCAACGUAACUCUCCCUCGACCACACCUCGUCCAGGCUCUCCGUUCCAUGGAGCGCCUGACAGCGGUCUCUCUCGAUGGCUUUACUUUCGCCACUCUCCCGGCUCUAUUGGCGCUCCCAGAGACGGUGGAGUGUCUCUCAUUGAACUUCUCCGAUCACUUCACCGACCGGGACGCACUUCCAACCUUCCGAUCUCGCGCUCUAGUCGACGCGCUCGUUCCCUUCACUCGCCUCAAAACCCUUCGCGUCUCAAACGCCAGCAGGUACACGGUGGGACGUCUGGACACGCAAGAGGUGUACUACAGUGCGGUCCCUUUCACAGACUGGCCGGAGAGCACCCUACCUUCCGUUCGGCGCCUGGAACUCCGUCGUGCCGAAGGCUACGUGCUCGAAACUCUCGUGGCCGCAUGUCCCCGCGUUACCGACAUCUCCUUCGUCAUGUUCAACUGGAUAUACUCUUCGGACCUCAGCACCAUCGGCCCGCAAUGGCCUCCCCUUCGCUCAUUCCACUUCAAUGGGCUUUUCCAUUGGGACCCCUCUACCAUACAGCGCGUCAGCCGGAUAAGACGUCUCUUCCUCAGCAAUAUCCUCUGGGAGUUCUACACAGCUACGCUCCAGACGACAAGGCCCGUUGCCCGAUGUUUCCCGGAGCUGCUCCGCCAAGCGCGCCCCGUCGCACUCACGCUCGACAUGCCCCUCCUAUACCACACCGUCUGCGCGGUUCAGGAGGCCGAAUCGAUAUGGCAGUUCAUCGCGCGAGACGCGCCGAUGCUGCGCUCGCUCGAGCUGAAGAUGCGCAGGUGGUACGGCGAAGACGAGCAGCCGGACGACGACCAUGAGGGGUUCCUCUUUCUCCUCCCGGAGACGCUCGCGGCGCUGCCCAUCGUCCACCUCGGCAUCCGCGUGUGCGGCUCGGAGCCGAAGGAUCGUCCAAGGGACCCCGCGCUCCUGCUGGAGUACUGCGAGUCGGUCAGGAAGGCCCGCGCGAGCGAGGCGCGGCGGGAGCGGACCCUGGAGGAGGUCGUGAGACGACUUCCGGACGCGCUGCCGCAUUUGCGCCUCAUCAUGGUCGCGCACGAACAUCCUGCCAAGGUUCCGUCCUUGGACGAGGGUGGAGACACAGCAAAUGAGGAACAAAUCGACUCCACGACGGGCGGUCGUAUGCGGAAGAUGAAGGAGACGGAGAAGUGGAGGGCGCGGUGGUGGUGGGUGAGGCGCGAGGGGGAUGCGAACUCGAUGGUGGAAAUUUGGGACGUGCAUGGGGAGCAAGCGAAGGGGCUGGUCUGGGGCGAGGAGUACGAGCCAGAGACCACUCUUAAUGAUUUCUUUGCCCCCUUCCGACGUCAAUACGCCAUACAGGAGUGA
Messenger RNA from Epithele typhae, 2007 nucleotides. RefSeq lists its product as uncharacterized. Bases 1 to 2007 code for a protein of 668 amino acids. The record is from RefSeq and is a predicted model, not a curated record. Lineage: Eukaryota; Fungi; Basidiomycota; Agaricomycetes; Polyporales; Epitheliaceae. The transcript has 4 exons.